AUGCUAUUGACGAACACACGCAAAGGGAAUCGAGGAAUUUGCAUGCUGAGGAAUAAACAAAAUAAGAACCACUUAAGUAGCACUUUCAAUUUUAUUACUCACCUUGAGAGGAACAGGGACUUGAAGAAAUAUCCAAUCCAUGUGCUAAAGCUUGCAGGUGGUAGACUUGAACAAAAAAAGGGGACAAAUAAAAGGGGUCAUUUUCACCUGAACGUUCAGAAAAAAAAGAGAACACACGUUUUGGUAUUAUUAUUACAUAUGAUGUGUGUACAGAAAAGUAACAUGUCUGGAAAGGAAGAAAAUGGUUCCACAUAUGGUCUAGAUGGUGACUCUACAAUCGGUCAAGAUGGUAAAGCAAAGUGUCAAAAAAAUGGUUACGACAUCCCUUUGAAAUCAGAACCGAGAGAAGAAAUAAAAAGCCAAGUUAUUAAGAGAGAGAACACUACAAAGGAGGGUACUUUUGUGAAGAACAAAGCAAUUUGUAAGAAAGGGAAAAAAGGAUCCAACCAAAAAGUAAAAACAAAAAAGAAGGAGACAAAGAAAGAACCGGGAAAAGCAGGACAUAGUGUGGUGACCUACCCUCCAAUCCCCCAAAGCAUGGACGAAUUGUGGAAUGAUUUUGAAAGAAUAAAAGUAUAUGCAAAAACAACAAAUGUAUAUCUUGGAGCACAUAUAUCAGCAGCAGGUGGAGUACAGAAUGCACCAAUAAAUUCAUUCAAAGUUGCUGGACAAGCAUUUGCUUUAUUUUUAAAAAAUCAAAGAAAAUGGGAUAGUCCAGGAUUAUCAUCAGAUAAUAUAAAACAAUUUGAGGAAAAUUGUAAAAAAUAUAAUUUGGACACCAAAUAUAUACUACCCCAUGGUUCAUAUUUAAUUAAUUUAGCCAACCCAGAUAAAGAAAAAAGAGAAAAAUCUUAUUCAUCAUUUUUAGAUGAUGUAAAAAGAUGCGAACAAUUAAAAAUAAAACUUUAUAAUUUCCAUCCAGGAUCAACUACUGGAUUAUGUUCUCUAGAAGAAGGAAUUAAAAAUGUUGCAGAUUGUAUUAAUAGGGUUCAUAAAGAAACAUCUGAUGUUGUAAUAGUUCUUGAAAAUUCAGCUGGACAAAAAAAUUCUGUUGGAUCCAAAUUUGAAGAUUUGAAAAAAAUUAUUUUACAAAUUGAAGAUAAAGAAAGAAUUGGAGUUUGUCUAGAUACAUGUCAUACCUUUGCAGCUGGGUAUAAUAUAAAGUCAUAUGCAGAUUUCGACAAUGUAAUGAAAAAAUUUGAUGAAAUUGUAGAUGCAUCUUAUUUAAAAGCUGUUCAUUUGAAUGAUUCAAAAUCAGAUAUUGGUAGUGGUUUAGACAGACAUGAAAAUAUUGGAAAGGGUAAGUUAACUUUGGACACCUUCAGGUACAUUAUGACAUCUAACUAUUUUAAAAAAAUUCCCAUAAUUCUUGAAACUCCAGAUGUCACUAAUGAUGAAUCUGUUUAUAAGUAUGAGAUACGCUAUCUUUACGAGUUAGGACUCAAGCAAGAUUCCCUUGCACAUGCAGGUGGACUAGAGACGAAGUAA
Plasmodium gonderi is the source of this 1548-nucleotide messenger RNA. RefSeq names its product apurinic/apyrimidinic endonuclease Apn1. The coding region runs from base 1 to 1548 and encodes 515 amino acids. Gene Ontology annotation, molecular function: phosphoric diester hydrolase activity; DNA binding; zinc ion binding. NCBI's taxonomy places the organism in Eukaryota, Apicomplexa, Aconoidasida, Haemosporida, Plasmodiidae. The record is from RefSeq and is a predicted model, not a curated record. Gene Ontology annotation, cellular component: mitochondrion; nucleus. The transcript has a single exon. Gene Ontology annotation, biological process: base-excision repair.